Messenger RNA from Anopheles nili, 593 nucleotides. RefSeq names its product armadillo repeat-containing protein 7. Bases 1 to 546 code for a protein of 181 amino acids. The record is from RefSeq and is a predicted model, not a curated record. Lineage: Eukaryota; Metazoa; Arthropoda; Insecta; Diptera; Culicidae. The transcript is spliced from 2 exons.
AUGUUCAGUACACCAGAGCGCCUAGAACGACGAACUCCAAAAGGAGGAAUCAAUAGAAAGACUUAUUUGGCGUUACUUGUUGAUGAAUACUACGAAACAUCAAACAUAGAAGCCCAACAGCAGGUGACUGCCAAUUUAGCUAAUUUCGCAUACGAUCCAAUCAAUUGGGUUUACCUACGCGAAGCCAAAGCCCACGAGCUGUUUUAUGAAAUUGUACAACAAUCCGGACAAGGAACCGUAGAUCGUUUGCUUGUGUUGCAUGCUGUCGUUGGACUUGCUAAUAUAGCCCUUGAGCCCGCAAUUGCAGAAUACAUCGAGCGCAGUAACGGAUUGAACAACCUUAGAGCAUUGUUAGAAAAGUAUAAGACUGAUUGCGAAAUAAUUUGUAAUAUUUUAAUUUGCUAUUCAUUUUUAUUGGAUGGUGGAUCCAGAACACUCUUGCUAAAACAAGACGAAUAUUUGUUAAAACUGUUAGCUUAUUUUAAACAAUCAGGAAAUACUAGAAUUAUCAAUUUAGCUACAGUUUUAUCGGAAGAUCUAAGAUAAUUCGAUGCACAGGAUUUUGCAGCUGAGAUGGAUAAGCAACAGUACCA